AUGCCUGGGCCCAGGGGUCCUUUGCUCUGUCUUCUCCUCCUGCUCCUGGUCCCGCACAUCUCUGAGGGGGGACGUCCUCCUCAUCGCAGGUUUGAGUACAAGCUCAGCUUCAAAGGACCAAAGUUGGCCUUGCCUGGGGCUGGAAUACCCUUCUGGAGCCAUCAUGGAGAUGCCAUCCCAGGCCUGGAGGAAGUGCGACUGGCCCCAUCCAUGAGGAACCGGAGUGGUGCAGUGUGGAGCAAGUUCUCUGUCCCCUUCUCCGUUUGGGAUGUGGAGUUGCAGAUGAGAGUGACUGGGCCGGGGCGCAGGGGGUCCCUGGGCAUGGCUGUGUGGUACACCCAGGGCAGGGGCCAAGUCGGCUCGGUCCUGGACGGGACAGCCUCGUGGCACGGCGUUGCAAUCCUCUUCGACUCCUCGGCUGAGGACACUCAGAACAGUCCUGUCAUCCGUGUGCUAGCCAGUGAUGGACACACCCCCUCUGAGGAGCGUGGGGAUAGGCCCAGCCAGGUAUUAGGCUCCUGCCACCGGGAUUUCCGGAACCGGCCAUACCCCAUCAAAGCACGGAUCACCUAUUGGGGACAGCAGCUGCGCGUCUCCUUAAACAGUGGCCUCACUCCCAGUGACCCGGAUGAGGUCUGUGUUAAUGUGGGGCCCCUGCUUUUGGCCCCUGGAGGUUUCUUUGGCAUCUCAGCAGCCACCAGCACCCUUGCAGAUGACCAUGAUGUCCUGUCCUUCCUGACCUUCAGCCUGACGGAACCAGGUCCAGAGGCUUCUCAUGAGCCCUUCCUAGAGAUGGAGCAGCUCCACCUGACAAGGCAGCUGGAGGAACUGCAGGCAAAGCUGGCACGGAGCUCCAAGGCGGAUGCAACUAUGAAGCCAGACUCAGAAGCCCAGGAAGGGGGAGAAAAGCAUUUUGACCUGCAGAAGACGCUGGGCAGACACAGUCGAGUCCUACAGGCUCUCCAGGGCCUCUCAGAGCAGUUGGCCCACGCUGAAGGACAAUGGAAGAGGCAGGUGGGGUCCUCAGGUGGAGCCAGACCUGAGGAAGGCUGGCUGGUGGAUUCGAACUGUCAAAUGCCUACAAAGCCCUCUCGAGGUUUUAAUCUUGUGCUGGCUCUCCUGCAGGACUCCGCCAAGGUCAGCUCCCUGCUCCAUGGGCAGCAGACUCUACUCCAGGACCUGCAAGAGAUGAGGGCUGUUGCUUCCCAAAUGGCCUCAGAUGCUCAGGCCUUCUACCUACCUGUGGGCACCAAGCAUCACUUCCUGGAGCUGGACCAGAUGCUGAGCCUUCUGCAGAAGGACCUUCGGGACCAAGUGAAGGUGUCAGCCAAGGCUUCUCGCUCCUUGGGCCAGCCCCCAGGGACCUCCUCAUGCCUGCGGUCUGGCAUCUUUCUGUUCUUUCUCCUCAUCCAGACUAUGGGCUUCUUCAGCUAUGUACACUUCAGGCAGGAGCUGGACAAGAGUCUUCAGGAUUGUUUGUCCUUAGACAGGCUUCCUCUGGACCAUCUGCCACGUGUCUCCAGGGCUCUAGGGGUCCUGCGGAGGCAGCCUCUGUCCCCCAGCAUGCAGGCGUGA
This is a messenger RNA of Elephantulus edwardii (Cape elephant shrew), 1575 nucleotides long. It is a transcript of the gene LMAN1L, whose product is annotated as lectin, mannose-binding, 1 like. Gene Ontology annotation, molecular function: D-mannose binding. The record is from RefSeq and is a predicted model, not a curated record. NCBI's taxonomy places the organism in Eukaryota, Metazoa, Chordata, Mammalia, Macroscelidea, Macroscelididae. The transcript is spliced from 16 exons. Gene Ontology annotation, cellular component: COPII-coated ER to Golgi transport vesicle; Golgi membrane; endoplasmic reticulum-Golgi intermediate compartment. Gene Ontology annotation, biological process: endoplasmic reticulum to Golgi vesicle-mediated transport; endoplasmic reticulum organization; Golgi organization. Bases 1 to 1575 code for a protein of 524 amino acids.